Molecule: messenger RNA, 891 nt
Organism: Teleopsis dalmanni
Lineage: Eukaryota; Metazoa; Arthropoda; Insecta; Diptera; Diopsidae
Product: ATP-dependent DNA helicase pfh1-like
Exons: 1
Coding region: 1-891 (296 amino acids)
Biological process (GO): DNA repair; telomere maintenance
Molecular function (GO): DNA helicase activity
Source: RefSeq, a predicted model, not a curated record
AUGUCAUUAAUUUUUUCCACUGUUCGUGCGAGAUCCGACAUUGCGGUAGCAGUUGCUUCUUCUGGAAUAGCGGCUACAUUGUUAGAAGGAUGCCGUACGGCUCAUUCAGCGUUAAAAUUGCCGUUAAACCUUCAAACUACCGAGCAACCGAUAUGUAAUAUUGCGAAGUAUUCUGCAAUGGCUAAAGUUUUAGUAGCAUCUAAAAUUAUCUUCUGGGACGAAUGCACAAUGGCGCACAAACGCGCAUUAGAAGCACUUGACAGAACAUUGAAAGAUCUUCGCAAUGACUCCAGAUGUUUUGGAGGCGCACUGAUUUUACUGUCUGGCGAUUUUCGUCAAACACUCCCAGUCAUUCCAAAAUCGACUGCUGCUGACGAAAUAAAUGCUUGCCUUAAAUCAUCAAAUCUUUGGCGCUAUGUGAAGAAACUUCAGCUGGUAACAAACAUGAGAGUUGCAUUGGUAAACGAUGCAUCUGCUGAAGAGUUCUCCAAGCAAUUGCUGUUAAUCGGUAAUGGCCGUGUAGCUGUUGAAGAAUCGAGCGGAUUAAUUGCAUUUCCUUCAAAUUUUUGCAAUUUCGUCUCAUCAAAAGACGAACUCAUCAAUGAAGUAUUUCCGAACAUCAUUGAUAAUCAUAAAAACAAAAAAUGGUUGAGUGAGCGAGCAAUUUUGGCAGCUAAGAACAAAGAUGUGAAUGACUUAAGCUUUGUAAUUCAAAAUCAAAUCGUUGGUACUCUGCAUACAUUCAAAUCUAUUGACUGUGUAACAAACGAAGAAGAAGCUACCAACUAUCCAACUGAAUUUUUGAACUCCUUGGAUGUGCCUGGUUUACCACCGUACAAUUUACAAUUAAAGAUUGGUUCGGUAGACAUUAUGCUUCGAAAUCUAAACUAA